Molecule: messenger RNA, 2744 nt
Organism: Eleginops maclovinus (Patagonian blennie)
Lineage: Eukaryota; Metazoa; Chordata; Actinopteri; Perciformes; Eleginopidae
Gene: bcl2l12
Product: BCL2 like 12
Exons: 9
Coding region: 217-1386 (389 amino acids)
Biological process (GO): regulation of extrinsic apoptotic signaling pathway
Source: RefSeq, a predicted model, not a curated record
CACACACACACACACACACACACACAGGAGAGAGGACAGCAUACAUUUAACCGAAACUCGCUGAAACACUCCAACAGAGCUGAAGAAAGUGCUUCUGGAACAGAUGUUCUCUGAGCUCUAACACUUAACAGGACUUGCUGUGUUCUUGAUCUCUGCAAUGCCUACCAAACCGAAAAACAGACCCUCUGACUCUGUGUUCUGACUCUCUGGUUAGAGAUGUGCGAGUCUGCAGGUUGCAACUCCUCCGUCUCCUCGGUCUCCUCCAUCUCCUCUAUCUCUCUGGUGGAGAUUAAGGUGGAGACUCAUCUGGUCCUGCAGGCUUUUCUCCAUCGGACCCUCUCCAUCCCCCUGAAGGAGAGGCCCGGCACAGUGGGAGGGCUCUACAGAGACCCCAGCAAGUUCAGCUCCAAACCACAACCAAAAGCAAAGGAUGGGGGGGAUCCUCAAGCUGCAGAUAUCACCUCAGCAGACGAGAAGAAGACUGGAUUCAAGGACUUCAUAAAGCAGCUGCCUCUAAAUAACAGCAUACGCCGGCCCGCCAAAGACCCUAGAGGCUCCCUGGACCGGGACAGCCGGUCGAAGGCCGUCAGAGACCUGAGAGACGAUGAUGUCAGAACCCCCUCCUCUACAUCAGAAGAAGAGGAGGGCGAGAAGAAACAGCCCAAGAAGCUGAACCAGAAGAAGAUUAAAAGAAAGAUCUCCAGGUUCUUCAAGAAAAGGAUAGAGAAAGAAAAAGAGGAGAAGGACAAAGAGAGGGAGAAAGAGAGGGACAAAGAGAAGGACAAAGAGAGGGACAGAGAUGGAACUCGUCCUCAGAGGCCUUCCACGCUGCCAAUCGACAAACAGCUUGAACCCCCCCCGGACAUCAUCUCACCCAACCACCCUCCGGAGUUCUAUGAAGAAGUAGCAGAGAAGCUGGAGCAGAUUGCCCGGAGGACCACCAGCAAAAAGACACUGUGUCCCACAGCCCCAUCCCCAACAGCAGUGUGGGACAAAGAGGCUGUGGUGCAGCAGCUGGCUCAGGUUCUGUCUUUAGAGGGGGAUUCCAUCAACACUAAGUCCUACUGUAUCUUCCUCCAGAUCCAGACGGACCCCUUCCUUCGCUCCAGCUUGGCUCGUCUCUCCUAUGCUUCCUUUGCCAAGCUUCUCGACACGUACAGUGGCAGUGAGGUGUUGGACCCCCCCGCCCUGCAGCUGGCAGCCAGUCCCACGCUCAGACGUAUGGCAGUAACCAUGGAGGUGACACGCAGGAUCGUGACGGCCACAGGUGCCCAGCGCAUGCAGGGCUACGCUGAGAGCUACAUGGAGACCUUCGCCCCCUGGGUGAAGAGCCAGGGAGGAUGGGAGAAUGUGGUAGACCUGGAAGAGCCUUCAGAGUAUGACUGAGUGUUCCGAGCUCCGGACUACUCUUGUUUUGAGCUUUGGAGGAGGAGGAGGCAGAGAGGGACCCCACUCUGCCUCUUUGCAGGGACACGCUCUUCCACUGACUUUCAUCUGUUACUAGAUUCCAGAAGCCUCUGUGAUGCUCCUCUGGAGUCCGGACAUCAGGAGGAGCUCUGGUUACUGUUUGAACACGGUCAGCAGGAAGCUGCUGCUGUGGAGAGUGUUUGAUCACUGUGAAACUUCUGAUCAGCUGUUUACAUCAUGAUGACAUCCUGUCAAACGGGUUAUUGUGCCUGUUACAGUGGCACCCCCCCAUAUUGCUUUACUGAUGGAACAGAAUGCCUCCUAGGAGUUGCUCAAAGUGACAAUAAUAUACACACCACACCCACACCUCCUAUUUUAACCUUUUUUCCACCAUUUUUAAAAAUGUUGUUGUUUUUAAAAGCUGCUAUUUUAACCAUUUUUAUGAAAUAAUCAGACGGGUGUUUAAACACUCACAAACGGAACCAGUGGGUGUUCUCUGCUACUUACAUAAAUCAUGAUAAAGUGAAGAAAAUUGGACUUGCAAUAUGAUGUUUUUUAUAUGUAUAUUUUUUACUAAGAUGUUAUUCUAAGACAGGUCAAGCACUGGGUACUUGCAUGAGUGGCAUGGGCUGUAAUGGGCAUGUGGACCCUGCACCCCCCCUGUGGUGGAUUGGAAACAGUUCCUUUGCUAUUGAAGUAGUUUCACUUACAGUUUCAGUUUCACAUCUGAUGAAGAAAAGUAUUGACUCAACAUUGAUGCAACAUCCAUUAAUGACAUCAAUCUUUAAGGAUGAGUGGGGCUGGGGGGGAAGCAGAUAUGAUCAAAGAUAAUGUGUGUCUGACCUGAGCCCCCGUGUGGAGACUCACCUGUCCUCCAUAAGAAAGACAUGUUAUCUCACUGUUUUUAAUAGAUUGUAUUUUUAUAUCUGAGCUUAACAAAGUGCACUGACGUACGAGCAACAGACUGGUUGAACACAGUGAAUGUAAGAACAGCUGUUUAUUAAAUUCACACACAUUUAAAAUCAUGUCUUUGUGAUCUGUGAUUUGCUUAAGUGUGGAACAUCCGCACAAAUGGAUUCAGCUCGGUUAAAAAUAUUCGUAUUGUUUAAAGAUCAUCAACGGAGUACAAAGCCCCGCCCUCACAGGAAGUCACACUGUUAGUUAAAAGGAAGUGCAAUCAAACUUUAAAUACAGAGGAGAAGAUUGCCAUAAAAAUCAAGAAAUCUCAAGAAAUGUAAAGCAUAAUAUCUUACUGUUUUGUUAAAACACGUGUAAAAGUAUUAAUAAUAUGUUUGGCUUCAUUAGAUACUAAAAAUAAAUGUAAAGCUUUAAAAUGA